GCCGUACCCACGUAACACAUCACAUUAAAAAUGUCUAACACAAAGCUUUACGAGAUUCUUGGUGUAGAGCCUGGCGUUUCCACUCGCGAAAUUGUAAAAGCGUAUCGCAUUGCUGCUCUUAAGACACACCCGGAUAAGCUUGCUAGAUUAUCUGAGGAAGAACGUGAGAAAGCAAAGAACAGUUUCUUACAGCUUCAACAUGCUUAUGAGAUAUUGAGAGACGAUGAGUCUCGUGCUAAUUAUGAUAAUUUUGGAUGGGAAGGCGAAAAUGAUGAUGCAUUUAUUAGGGCUUAUGAGUAUUAUAAGGAUCCGCUAACAUCGGAGGAUAUAGAUGCUUUUUCAAAGACAUACAAGUCCAGUAGUGCUGAGCACGAUGACUUGCUUGAGUUUUAUAAAAAGCAUGAUGGCGACAUCCAUGAUAUAUUAUUAUACAUUCCUCUUAGUGAAGCCAGUGAUCUGGAUCGCUUUGUUAAAUUCUACAACGAUAAGAUAGCAUCUGACGAGCUGGAGUCAACAUCGAAGUAUAAGAAGAGCAGUACGACAUCGGCUCUUAAAGACAUCAAACAGCGGUACAAGAAAAAGAUGCAGAAAGAGCGGAAGCGUUCAAAUGAUAGUGAAAGUUUGGACGAUCUCGCUGCGCAGAUUAUGGCCAAUCGCAAAAAGCGCGAGCAAGCAUUUGAUUCGGUGAUUAGCAACUUGGAGAAAAAGUAUGGUUCAAAGAAGUUGAAGAAGUGAUCACACUAUGG
Molecule: messenger RNA, 746 nt
Organism: Babesia bovis T2Bo
Lineage: Eukaryota; Apicomplexa; Aconoidasida; Piroplasmida; Babesiidae
Product: DnaJ domain family protein
Exons: 8
Coding region: 31-735 (234 amino acids)
Cellular component (GO): nucleus; cytoplasm
Molecular function (GO): heat shock protein binding
Source: RefSeq, a predicted model, not a curated record